Stylonychia lemnae is the source of this 762-nucleotide messenger RNA. Lineage: Eukaryota; Ciliophora; Spirotrichea; Sporadotrichida; Oxytrichidae. The record is from the annotation of a GenBank genome assembly.
AUGAUAAAACUUCUCUGUUGGUACCAAAAACAGCUUUAAAGGAAACCCCUUUUCACAAAAAUGGUCACUUCAGCAGCCCUCAUUGGCUUGGGCGACGGCUUAUGUUAAAUGAUUGAAUAGAAACUUUCAGUUGAAAAAUCAAAGUUUGAUGUAUCGAGGAACCUUAGGCUGAUUACGUAUGGCUUCUUUAUGAGUGGACCGAUCAUGCAUUUCGUAUAUACAAAGAUCCUGCCUAAAAUAGGUCCUGGGUGCAGUUUAAAAUCCGUCCUGAUAAAAGUUAUGUUCACAUAGACUAUUUUCACGAUAUUUGGCCUAAGUCUAUUUUUCUUUUCAACUUCAAUGAUGUCAGGACAUACUUUUGAGCACUCCAUAAAUCAAGUCAGCAAGAAGCUGUGGCCGACCUAUUGCACUUCACUAAAGAUCUGGCCUCUGAUAUCAGUUUUAAAUUUUGCCUUUGUACCCCCGCAUUUUUAAGUCUUCUUUGUAAAUGUUUUCAGUGUAUUUUGGAAUGCCUAUCUUUCCUAUGUCACUUUUUCACAAAACUGUAAAUGCCAGCAAUAAAAUGAGAAAAAUAAUGAUGAUAAGAUCGAAAACGAUAGUAGAAAUUAAAACAGCAGAAAUAUUCUAGACAUUGAAAAUAAAAUAGUAGCAAUAAAAAGCAUUCAGCCAGAACUAGAAGGAUAUGCAAUGAAUAAUCAUCAGCACAUUGGAUUUAGUUUAUAGUAAAAUCAUCAGGCUUCAUCCCCAAUAGCAGACUAAUGA